This is a messenger RNA of Lacerta agilis (Sand lizard), 4125 nucleotides long. It is a transcript of the gene BRIP1, whose product is annotated as BRCA1 interacting protein C-terminal helicase 1. Gene Ontology annotation, cellular component: nucleus. The coding region runs from base 109 to 4050 and encodes 1313 amino acids. Gene Ontology annotation, biological process: double-strand break repair involved in meiotic recombination; nucleotide-excision repair. Lineage: Eukaryota; Metazoa; Chordata; Lepidosauria; Squamata; Lacertidae. The transcript is spliced from 23 exons. The record is from RefSeq and is a predicted model, not a curated record. Gene Ontology annotation, molecular function: DNA helicase activity; hydrolase activity, acting on acid anhydrides, in phosphorus-containing anhydrides; DNA binding.
GGGCGCCGUGGGAUGUGGAAAAAGAGGCGGGAAGGAGGGCUCGUCUAAGCCGAAGAGAACCCGAUUCCUGAGAUUUUAAUCAAGAAUUCUGAAAACUCAAAUGUGGUUAUGGCUUCAUCAGCAUCAGAAUACACCAUUGGAGGUGUGAAAAUUCUCUUCCCUUGCAAGGCAUACCCUUCACAGCUUGCUAUGAUGAAUGCAAUUGUGAAGGGGCUCAAUUCCAAGCAGCACUGCCUGUUGGAGAGUCCUACUGGAAGUGGGAAAAGCCUGGCGUUGCUUUGCUCUGCAUUGUCAUGGCAACAGUCACUUUACGACAAACCGCUUGAUGACUUGCCAUGUUCAAAGGAAUGCAAGAAGCCAGAGACCUUGAUGCCAUGUGGCUGUCGCUGUCAUGCAGCUCAGGCCCAGGACAGUGUAGCGGUGAGCCAAGACGCAUCUUGUUCCUUCACCAACAGUGGAACAGUGACACCCAUGAAAAGUGGAACCAAGUCAAGAAACAAAGCAGACGAGAUCUCAAGAACCACACUCGCUUCCAAACUAUCUGCAAAGAAGCAGGCGUCUUCGCAUGAAGAUGGAGAUGAUGAUUUUAUAGUAGAUAGGAAAAGGAUUCGUUCAUUAGAAACAGACCAGCAGGCAAGGAAACGGCACCGGCUGUCCCAAGGAACCCAGUUAGUUGACGCUCUGGAGGUUUACCGGCAGCAGAAAAAUGGGGAAUUGACUGUGUGCUCUGAAAAAUCGGCCCCUUUCUCUCUCAAAACAUUACAGCCUUCCAGUGCCUGCACUCAGUGCUCCUGUUCUUCGGUGAAAGCAAAAGUCAAAGAAGCAACUGAUGAAAAGAAGAAAGAAAAUGGAGGAAAGGCAUUUGUCCCCAGAAUAUUUUUUGGAACUCGCACCCACAAACAAAUUGCUCAGAUUACUAGGGAGAUGCGGAGAACGGCAUACUCAGAUGUCCCCAUGACUAUUCUUUCUAGCAGGGACCACACUUGUGUCCAUCCAACAGUGUCCAGCUGCAGCAGCAAGAAUGAAAAAUGUGUAGAGUUGUUGGAAGCCAAAAACGGCACAUCUUGUUCUUACUACCAUGGAGUCCACAAGCUUAGCGAACAUCAUGCCUUAAAAUCUGCACGUAAGAAGUACCAGGCUUGGGACAUUGAAGACCUAGUGAAACUCGGGAAGAAGCUACGUGCCUGUGCCUAUUUCGCAGCUCGAGAGCUUAUGGCGGAGGCUAAUAUAGUGUUUUGUCCUUACAACUAUCUUCUUGACUCACAAAUAAGAGAGAGUAUGGAGAUUGACUUGAAAGACCAGGUGAUCAUUUUAGAUGAAGCUCAUAAUAUUGAGGAUUGUGCACGGGAAUCAGCCAGCUACAGCGUGACGGAAACUCAACUCAAAUUGGCCCGAGAGGAGCUGGACACCAUGGUGAAUAACAACAUUAGGAGGAAGGAUCACGAACCAUUGCGUGCUGUAUGCUGCAGUCUGACAAAUUGGUUGAGGGAAACUGUUGGUCAGCUUGUGGAGAGAAAUUAUGAGACCUCCAGUAAGGUUUGGAGUGGAAGACAAAUGGUGGCAUUCCUGCAUGAUAUGGGAAUAACCAAUGCCACGUUUCCCAUAUUACAGAAACAUUUUGCUGCUGUUCUUGAAAAGGAGGAAAAAGUAAACCUGUUCAAUGGAGGAGAAGAGCUUGUUUUUGUUCCAGUUAUAAGCCCUUCGACUCAGAUUAUGCUGAAGGGGUUAUUCAUGGUCCUGGGGUAUCUUUUUAAAGAGAAUCACAGGUUUGCUGAUGACUACAGAGUUGCAUUGCAGCAAGCCUACGUUUGGACUAAUGAAAAUCCAGUUGAUACUCCAGAUGAGAAUGGUUUCUUUGCACGACCAAAAAGAAGAUCGCGACAAAAAACAGCAGUGCAUACACUCAGUUUCUGGUGCUUGAAUCCGGCUGUGGCCUUCUCAGACAUGUGUGGCAAUGUCAGGUCAGUCGUGUUGACCUCAGGAACGCUGUCUCCAAUGGACUCCUUUUCUUCUGAGCUUGGUGUGAAGUUUUCCAUUCAACUUGAAGCAAACCAUGUUAUCAGGAAUUCCCAGGUGUGGGUUGGUACUGUUGGAGCUGGCCCUAAAGGCAGGUCAUUAUGUGCUACGUUCCAGCACACUGAAACCUUUGAUUUCCAGGAUGAAGUUGGGGAGCUUCUGCUCUCAGUUUGUCAGACCAUCGGCCAAGGGGUUUUGUGCUUUGUGCCAUCAUACAAGAUGUUAGAUAAACUGAAAGAUCGCUGGCUGCACACUGGCUUAUGGAAAAAGCUUGAACUGAUUAAGACAGUCAUCGUGGAACCUAAAGGAGGCAACAAAGCUGACUUUGACGAGCUGCUGCAAGUAUACUACGAUGCCAUAAAAUUUAAAGAAGGAAAAGAUGGGGCGCUUCUUAUUGCUGUCUGCAGAGGCAAAGUCAGUGAAGGCUUGGAUUUCUCUGAUGACAAUGCCCGUGCUGUUGUAACCAUAGGAAUUCCAUUUCCAAACGUGAAGGACCUUCAGGUUGAGCUUAAGAGGAAGUACAAUGACCUACAUUCCAAAGACAGAGGACUUUUACCAGGCGGCCAGUGGUAUGAAAUCCAGGCCUUCAGAGCUCUCAACCAAGCAUUGGGCAGGUGUAUUCGCCACAGGAGCGAUUGGGGAGCGCUUAUUUUAGUUGAUGACCGCUUCAGAAGGAACCCAAAUAAAUACAUAGCUGGAUUGUCAAAAUGGAUUCGUCAGCUAGUCCAGCACCAUGAAAACUUCGAUUGUGCCCUUGGUUCUUUGGAUGCGUUUGCUAAAUUAAACCAGAAGAGCACAGAUUCUUCAACUCAGGGUAAUGACAUAUCUGUGCUCAUGUCUUCAAGCUCAAAAGAUCUGUCAUCAAGUUCUUUACUGGAGGCAACUCUUCAUCUAUCACCAGGUGUUACUGUUGAAAGAGAAGUGCAUGAUUUAACCCUAGAAACACUUUCUGCUGCAGACGUCAUUGCAAUUAAUCCAGUGACAUCCAGUCAGUCAUGUAACAGAUCUGCAAAUCAACAAAAUCUUCAGCCACUCUACCAGACUGUAAAGCAAGAAAACCUAACCGACUCCAAACCCAAAACCUUGACUGGGAAGAACAAGAGGGAGAAAGCAAAUAAUCAGCUCUCCUCUGUCAGUAUAAAACAGUAUUUCAGUAAACCAUUGACUUCAACACCCCUGCUUGCCCUGAAUGAGAAAGACCUCUCCAAAGCUAAAUGCCAACCAAAGAUGCCAAUGGAUGAAAGUACCCAGCUUGUUGCAAAUGAACCCCAGCAGAAUGUGUCUUUGGUUGAGGAACACAGGGCAACUGGGUUGUCACCAUGUAGAGAACCAAUUAGCUUUUCUGCUGGAAAGGCCAUUCAAGAAUAUCCUACUGAGCAGCAGCUCUGGGCUCAUGAAGAGAGAAGGGACGUGGCAUUUUCUCCAGUGAGAGGAAACACGAGCCUUUCAACAUCAGAUAUAGCUGCAGAGACAGAUGCCGACGAUGACAGUAUCUAUUUCACACCUGAACUUUUCAACAGUGUCGAGUCAGCAGUACAGAAAAGCGAGUUGUCAACUCAUACUUGCAGCGAGACUGGGAUUUCCUUUGAAACUGCAAGCUCUAUUAAAGUUGAAGAGCUUUAUGAAACCAGUGCUGUAAAGCUAGUAGAUGCAGUGGUCAGCAUUAAAACCGAUGCUGACACGAAGGCAGAGGAGCCUGGAAUCGUGCAGUGCAGUGAGAGUGCUGGAGGGGCAGUCAGAGCAGCUGGACACAGUACUACUAGCAUAGGUGAAGCUGAGCAGGAGGCAAAGAGAAAGAAGCUUUCCAGAUCACAAAACAAAGGACUGAAAGUACAGAGAACAUAUAAACGAAGAAUCAGGAAACCAUCUAUUAAAGGAGGGGCCAAGUCACUGACAGGAGAUGCUGAGAGUUCCAACUUGCAAGUCGGUACUGUGUUAUAUUCUCUGGAGGUGAGAAAUAUUGCCUUAAGUAACUGCAGAUUGCACCUCAUUAUUAUGCAAACGCAUUACCAAGAGCAAGGAGCCCAGAAGUAGCUCAUUAACGUUUCUUUCCCUUGAUUUGCAACAGAUUUUCUAUUGGGGAGUGUGCAGGCAAUAAUUGCUAAUUAU